AUUCAACGGUUUCGUGCAACUCCGCUGUUUCCUUUGCUCCUUCACUGAUCAUGAUUUCAUCCGCAUAACAUUUCAAGCCACUACAUGGCUGGUUAGAGGCGUGUCAAGCGUAUCUUGCUUCAACUUUUCUUAGCCUUCAAGUUGCCGUGGCAUUUACAUAAGAAGAAGAACGCCAACGACACAGCCUAUCUGACAUGCCAGUUAACUGCUAUCGACUCGUGGUAUUGUCGCCACGCGUAGACUUGUACUUAUGAUUCCUCCCUUCAAUAGCGUAACUCAAUCAGGGAUGCUUAUAAUACUACCUAGUGGUGUUACAACCAGCGAUGCUCUUGCGACUCGUCGUCCGGUCGCUACACAUGGUUUAGCCCUUGCUGGAAUUAUUGGAGGGGUCGCUCUUGGAGUUUGCGUUGUUUGGCUAUUAGUCGCCCGCAUACGCCUACGCAAACUCAAAGCUAACGUCGCAUCCACUGGAACCUCUGAAUCCUCCCCUCUCCUAGUUCAAUACCAAGCACCAAUUGAUCUUCAGACUCAUACUGCCAAGCUAGAGAACGACAUAUUACUCUGUUCCACCUGUGCAAAGCUCGAUUUUUUCAGGAUCCUAUCUUACGGAAUCCACGAGCUAGAGCCAAUUCCGCUCGGUCCACUCUCAUCCAUCUUGGAAAAAUCUUAUCAAUGCAGUUUCUGCCGCCUCAUAUCCUUGUAUGUCCGUCGAACGCGGGUUUUGGAGAACUCUCCUCACAUCGAUCUCUCAGAGAUUCAAUGUGAGGUGUACACGAUGCUUUGUGGUGCUCUUCGGCGAGGGCCUCAUCCUCCGCUCCGUUAUGGCCGCCGCCUCCACGUCACUGGGAAGGGCCUUUUCGACACACAUCCCGAUUUCAGGGCAGCGGGCUCGCUAAUAAUUCACCUUAUGCAAGAAGAUGCUUUCAAGUUUCGGAGACCAGUUGAUCUUCAUGGUCGCAGGGUGAAGAACACUGUGGAUAUCGGUUUGGUGAAGAAGUGGAUCAAGCUGUGUCAAGAGAAUCAUGGAGAUGAAUGUCGGAAUAUUUGGAGAACGGACAGGAACCUGCCGGGAUUUGUGAGAGUGGUGGACGUAGUAUCGAUGGCCGUGAUCCCUGCACCUUCUGGCUGUCGUUGUGUUGCCCUCAGUUAUGUAUGGGGAAGCGCCGGCGCAGAGUAUUGGACGACGAAGGAUAAUAUAGCGGGGCGCUCCACGCCUGGCGGAUUAAACGCGGCAAACCUCCCUGACACCAUCACAGAUUCGAUUCUAUUCGUUCGACAAAUUGGUGAACGUUACAUAUGGAUCGAUGCUCUGUGCAUCAUUCAAGAUGAUUUGCAGGACAAGUCCUAUCAGUUAAACGCUAUGGAUUUGGUCUAUGGCCUAUCUUAUUUCACGUUAAUUGCUGCUGGCGGCAAGUCGGCCCGAGACCCUCUCCCAGGAUGCCGUCCACGAACUAGAACGCCACAAAUACAUACCGAGGUUGUUCAAGGACUUCAUCUCUUCAUGGCUCCUCCAAGACAUACGGAGGCUCUCGCGAUGUCCACUUGGGUUACGCGCUGUUGGACCUACCAAGAGAGCGCGCUGUCCUGCCGAAGAAUAUACUUCACCGAGCAGCAGGUCUGCUUUGAGUGCCAAUGUCAGGUUUUCUGCGAAGACAUCGUCGGCGAAACCAAGGCCAAAUCCUCCAGCAGCUUUCUUUGGCAUCUACGCGGAGAACAUUUCCCAUUCUCUUCUGACUUAUUUUGGAGUUACCAGCUGGCCGUCGAGAAAUAUACACCACGCAAUCUCACCGUCGAAUCAGACAUUGUUGAUGCUCUCACUGGAGUGACAAAUGCUUUGACGGUAGCGUUUGGGCUCGGCGACCCCGCUCGAGCCUUUCAAUAUGGAAUGAUGUUGACAGAUCUGCAUCAUGCGCUGCUCUGGCAACACGAACCACACACACCUCGUGCUCGUCGUUCCUUGGCUGAGGGAGGCAGUUCAUCUUGGCCUUCUUGGGCAUGGGCGACGUGGCGUGGCGCUGUCAUCUACAUGGGGCGGGGCGUGUAUCGUCGGACUCCUAUCGCCAGUACCAGCAACGAAGCGUCGGUGGAUGAAACGCUUAUCGAUACUUGGUACAUCGUGGAUCACAGUGGCGAUACAGUGCAGCUUGAUGUUCGCCGGGUUUCCCGGGUUUAUUGGAUAGAGGAAGAGCAGCCCCCCAUAUAUUCUUCUCCGCGAGGGAUCUUAGACCCAACGGAGUUGACACUAGACAAUCACCGACCGCUACAACCUGGCACCCUCAUUUUCCGCACGACUUCCAGCCAUUUUGGUAUUGUAAGACGAGGUAGUGAAGAAAAUGAAGAACCCGGUCCCGUCCAACAUUAUGGUCUGUUCAACAUCCUCUCCACGUCUUCCCCUCCCAUUUGGGUCGGCAGUGUUAUUCUGCCAUUGGAUCCUGCUCUGCCGACUUCUAUCGAGUUCAUCGUCCUUUCCCGUUGUGAUUCUGUGGAUGGCUUGUGGGAUGCAGGGAGUCUCAAGCGUUACCAUGGGUGCUUGCUACAUGUGAUGGCGGUUAGAGAGAAUGAGGGCUUGAUGGAACGUGUUGGGUUGGGUGUUGUUCAUAUCGUUGCAUGGGUUGCUUCAAUGCCGGAGGAGAAGGUUGUGUUUCUUCGAUGAUGGUUGGCGGUUAUGGUGAUAAGUCGAAGAGGACUCGGUGCAAACCGUGCCCCAUAUGCGGGGUCGGCCAUUGAUCGGCCAUCAAUUAAAUGCCGUUCCGUUCAUGUCGUUUUGCAUGUCAGUCUUGCUUAAUAGUCAAGACCUGGGAUAUCGCUUCGAUACAGACCUUCCACUGGAUAUGAA
Molecule: messenger RNA, 2836 nt
Organism: Suillus clintonianus
Lineage: Eukaryota; Fungi; Basidiomycota; Agaricomycetes; Boletales; Suillaceae
Product: heterokaryon incompatibility protein-domain-containing protein
Exons: 4
Coding region: 251-2653 (800 amino acids)
Source: RefSeq, a predicted model, not a curated record